This is a messenger RNA of Mytilus californianus (California mussel), 832 nucleotides long. RefSeq names its product solute carrier family 23 member 1-like. Gene Ontology annotation, biological process: transmembrane transport. The coding region runs from base 1 to 597 and encodes 198 amino acids. NCBI's taxonomy places the organism in Eukaryota, Metazoa, Mollusca, Bivalvia, Mytilida, Mytilidae. The transcript is spliced from 4 exons. Gene Ontology annotation, molecular function: transmembrane transporter activity. Gene Ontology annotation, cellular component: membrane. The record is from RefSeq and is a predicted model, not a curated record.
AUGUCGCAUAUUCCUCCACCACCUGUGCAUGCAGUUGCCAGCCGUUUUGUAUAUCAGGUAUUUGCUUUGAUGUUGAUAAUUUGUGCGAUAGUUGGUAAAUUUGCUGCUGUGUUUAUAACGAUACCUUAUCCAGUAUUAGGAGGGGUGCAAGUAUUAGGAUUCGGCAUGUUUAUAGGAUUAAUCAUGUCAAAUGUACAGUACAUAGACAUAAAUUCAAAUAGGAAUUUGGCUAUUAUUGGCAUUGCCAUAAUGAUUGGAUUAAUGAUACCGUACUGGGCUUCAAAUAAUAUGGAUACUAUAAAAACAGGGAUUCCAGAGCUUGAUGGAUUUCUGAAAAUGAUACUGAGCAAUCCUAAUCUUUCUGGUGGAUUUACAGCAUGUUUCCUUGACAACACAGUUCCUGGAACUAAAAAAGAGAGAGGCCUGGUGGGCUGGGGUACAGAAGGGAUAGCAGAAGUGAGUGAGGAACCAUUAGGAGACAUAGAAGAUACAAUGGAGGUUUAUGAGAUACCCGUCCUCACUCGCGUUCUUGAAAAAAUAUCUUUCACGAGAUUUAUUCCAUUUUCUCCAACAUUUAGGAGACGGAAACAAAAGUGACUGAUCGUAGCAUAUUAAACUAAAAUGGCUUUUUUUAGACAAUUUAAAAAGAACAUGGGAAGUAUAAAAUACUUACGAAAAAUUAAGAAAGGAUUUUAAAAGCCACACAAAUAUUAUUUAUUGUAUUCGAUGCCUGAAUAUUAAGAUGUCUUUGUCUUGUAUUAAUAUAAUCUCUAGUUUAGUUUAUUUUCAAUUUUUAUUGGACAUUUAUAUAGUCUUUCUUCAAUAUGCAGCA